GUAUCCUCCACCAUGAGCUCCUACAGAUCCUCCGCUCAGACCUCCUCCUACCGCCGCACCUUCGGUCAUGGCAACCCCGCCUCGUCUUCCCUCAACCGCUCCCUGUUGGGCCACGGCGGCGUCGGCGGGGGGGGCCAGGUCAUCUCCAGGGUCUACGAGUCGACCCGCACCAGCUCCGCCCCGGGUUACUGCAUCUCCUCCGGGUACGGCCGACCUCUGGUGACCUCCCGGGCCUCCGCGGGGCGAUCCUACGCCGGCAUGGGGGAGACGCUGAACUUCAGCCUGGCGGACGCCGUCAACCGGGAGUUCCUGAGCACGCGCACCAACGAGAAGGCCGAGCUGCAGCACCUGAACGACCGCUUCGCCAGCUUCAUCGAGAAGGUCCGUUUCCUGGAGCAGCAGAACCAGGUGCUGACGGUGGAGGUGGAGCGCCUGCGGGGCCGCGAGCCCACCCGCAUCGCCGACCUGUACGAGGAGGAGUUGGACGAGCUGCGGAGGCAGAUGGAGAUCAUGAGUAAUCAGAGGUCACGCAUAGAGGUGGAGCGGGACAACCUGGCGGAUGACCUGGACAAGCUCAAGCUCAGACUGCAGGAGGAGAUUCUUCAGAAAGAAGAAGCAGAGAACAACCUCGCUGCGUUCAAAGCGGACGUGGACGCCGCCACCCUGGCCCGUCUGGACCUGGAGAGACGCGUGGAGACGCUGCAGGAGGAGGUCGCCUUCCUGAAGAAGAUCCACGCGGAGGAGAUCCGGGAGCUGCAGGCCCAGAUGCAGGAGAGUCAGGUCCAGAUCCAGAUGGACUUGUCCAAGCCGGACCUGACGGCGGCGCUGCGAGACAUCCGGGCGCAGUACGAGGGGAUCGCCGCCAAGAACAUCACCGAGGCCGAGGAGUGGUACAAGUCCAAGGUGUUGGACCUGAACCAGGCGGUGAGUAAGAACAACGAGGCCCUGAAUCAGGCCCGCCAGGAGACCAUGGAGUUCAGGCACCAGAUCCAGGCCUACACCUGCGAGAUCGACUCUCUCAAAGGCACCAACGAGUCCCUGAUGAGGCAGAUGCGGGACAUGGAGGACCGGCACGGACGCGAGGCCACCGGCUUCCAGGACACCAUCGCCCGGCUGGAGGCGGACAUCGCAAACAUGAAGGACGAGAUGGCGCGCCACCUCCGCGAGUACCAGGACCUGCUCAAUGUCAAGAUGGCGCUGGACGUGGAGAUCGCCACCUACAGGAAGCUGCUGGAAGGGGAGGAGAGCAGGAUUGCACUGCCUUUGCAGACUUGUUCCACCCUGAGUUUCCGAGAAAGCAACCCUGAACACCACCACCGCUCCUCCGAGCUGCAUUCAAAGAAAACCGUCGUUAUCAAGACUGUGGAGACCCGCGAGGGAGAGGUCGUCAGCGACUGACGCAGCAGCAGCGGAGCAUCAAAUGACGACCUGCAGGAGACGAGAGGAGACGGGAAGACAACUGUCCUGUCUGGGCUGGCUACAAAUGCACAAAUAAAUAAACAACGAGACUUUCAAAUGCUUCA
Molecule: messenger RNA, 1523 nt
Organism: Cololabis saira (Pacific saury)
Lineage: Eukaryota; Metazoa; Chordata; Actinopteri; Beloniformes; Belonidae
Product: desmin-like
Exons: 9
Coding region: 13-1398 (461 amino acids)
Biological process (GO): skeletal muscle organ development
Cellular component (GO): intermediate filament; cell-cell junction; Z disc
Source: RefSeq, a predicted model, not a curated record